Messenger RNA from Daldinia decipiens, 2072 nucleotides. RefSeq lists its product as uncharacterized. The coding region runs from base 274 to 1713 and encodes 479 amino acids. Gene Ontology annotation, biological process: CENP-A containing chromatin assembly; DNA replication-dependent chromatin assembly. The record is from RefSeq and is a predicted model, not a curated record. Lineage: Eukaryota; Fungi; Ascomycota; Sordariomycetes; Xylariales; Hypoxylaceae. Gene Ontology annotation, cellular component: nucleoplasm. The transcript is spliced from 3 exons. Gene Ontology annotation, molecular function: histone binding.
CAUCACCAUCACCACCACCACCACCAGAAAGAAACCACAACUACACCUGACCUCACCUUUUCGCACCAUUCGCAUCUAUCAGCGCAAAUAUCAACCACUAUAUUCUAGAUCGCGUUAUUAUCUAUACAUACCUAGCCUAUACCCUUAUACCUUAUAAUUGAUAGAACGCUAUCAUACAAGCUCUCGACUUCCACUUCGCGAUAUCUCCAACUUCGACAAAGCUCCAUCAUAACAAUUACAAUCCCAUAACAAUUUCAUACAACUACCAUCACAAUGGCAGAGCCAACUCCGACUGAUAUUCCGAUAUUAUCAGCCGUCCCAUCAGCUGUCGCAUCAGCCGCCGGCACUCCCCAGUCUCUACCUCCUAUGGACCCCGACGAGCGCGCCAAGUCCUUGCACGUGUCGCUAGCUGACCUGACGGCUAGGGCGAAUGCGCUGUAUGCGCAGAAGAAGUACGAGGACGCAGCCGAAGUCUUUUCCCAAGCUACCGAAAUGCAGGCUGAGAUCAAUGGCGAGAUGGCCCCCGAAAAUGCGGAUAUUCUGUUUCUUUACGGUCGCAGUCUCUUCAAGGUUGGUCAGAGCAAGAGCGACGUCUUAGGUGGCAAGCCUGCUGGCGAGAAGAAGUCCAAUGGUGCCGCAGACAAGAAAUCGAAGGGGAAAAAAUCACAGGCCGAAGUGUCAACUACCAAUGCGACCAAGGACCAGAAGACCAAGGCAGAGGAAGGGGUUGCUCUUGUUUCUAAGAAUGGAAAUGAGAGUGAAAAGGUAUCCGAUGCCAAGAAACCGCUCUUCCAAUUUACAGGUGACGAGGAGUUUGAGGACUCGGAAGAAGAGGAGGAGGCUGAAGGCGAGGAAGAAGAUGAAGAAGACGAUGAUCUAGCUGUCGCGUUUGAGAUCCUGGACUUAGCACGUGUGCUUUUCGAGAAAUCUUUGGAGCGAGAAGAUGAAGACUCUUCAGAAGGGAAGGGAAAGGAGAAGGCUGAAGAGGAUAACCCUGCCAUCAAGCAUAUCAAGGAACGACUUGCAGAUACCCACGAUCUUCUAGCAGAGAUCUCCCUUGAAAACGAGAAGUACCCACUAGCAAUCAACGAUUGCCGUGCCUCUCUAAAGUAUAAAGAGGGUCUCUACUCUCAAGAGUCAGAGGUGAUAGCCGAAGCGCACUUCAAACUUUCGUUAGCUCUUGAGUUUGCGUCCGUCACCUCAAGUGCCGAAGACGAAGCCGGUGCGGGACCAAAACCAGUCGACGAGAACUUACGAAAAGAAGCAGCUGAAGAGUUAGAGAAGGCUAUCGCGAGCACAAAACUCAAGCUUGACGCCAAAGAGGUCGAUCUCGCGAUGCUCCACGCGCCUGAGGAUAACGACGCCACGCGGAAGCAGAUCACCGAGGUUAAGGAAUUGAUCGCGGACAUGGAGCAACGGCUUGUCGAGCUCCGAAAACCCCCCAUGGACGUCAACUCGAUUCUCGCAUCUGAUGACACCAUGCUCGGAGUUUUCGGUACAGCGCUAGGCGAGUCGAGCGCGAAUAAGGAAGCGAGGCUCGAGGAGGCGAAGAAGGGUGCCAAAGACGUAUCCGGGCUAGUGCGCAAGAAGGCUAAAGAUGACUCCAAAUCCGAAACCGAGCAAGUGAAGGCGACGAAUGGGAAACGCAAGGCUGAGGAUACUGCGCCAGGUGAGGAAGAGACCAAGAAAACCAAGGUCGAGGAGGCCACAUAGUCCUAGCUGCCGAGGCGAAGCAAGCGGAAGGAGUGAGUAAAAAAAAUCGUAAGCUUGAGCACUGGAACACACUCUAGCCGUUAGACUCUUCUGAGCCCUGGGUAGACUCUCCGGCAUCGUAAAUAGUUGCUAAAAGGGCAGUCAAAGAGGAUUGUAUAUUAUUGUCAUGUAAAACAAAAGGGCUUCAACGAAGAAGCACCACGGGACAGGCACAUCCAGAUCUAUACUAUCAGACGACAAAGGCUACGGUAGAAGAAGAAAAGGGGGAGAUACGUAUGGGAAAUGGUGAUCCCUGCUCUUAGCUACCUUAGGUAGGAACGCGAAUCGCAUCGUGUGCUAUUAUAUAUGUAUUUGCUUUA